AUGGAGCAGUCACAGUGUGGCAGCAGAGACCGCAGCGGCAGCGGCCGAACCCACUUGGCCCCGGGGCUGGUGGCGGCCGCCCCUCCGCCCCCGUCUCCGGCGCUGCCAGUACCCCCGGGGAUACCAGUUCCUCCAACUUUCCUGCGGCCACCCAGCCUCUUUCUGCGGGCCGCCGCAGCCGCCACGGGAAGCGGAGGCUGCCCGUCGGCUCCCGGACUGGAGAGGGGCGUGGGUGUGGUGGGCUGCGGCUACCCGCGGACACCCAAGUGCGCCCGUUGUCGCAACCACGGCGUCGUGUCGGCACUCAAGGGCCACAAACGCUUCUGCCGCUGGCGGGACUGCGCGUGUGCCAAGUGCACCCUGAUUGCGGAGCGCCAGCGCGUCAUGGCCGCCCAGGUGGCGCUACGCCGGCAACAGGCCCAGGAAGAGAGUGAGGCCCGGGGGCUGCAGAGGCUCCUGUACCCUGGGCCCUGCGGGCCUGGGGGUCGGACAUGUGGAGGCCCCGGCAACCGAACGGAGAAUUCCCAGGCCUCCAGCGGCCCUGCGGCGGUGACGGCGCUGGGACUGGGUGCCUUGAGGCAAGCUAGUCUGGCGACCCCUGCUUUCCAAGUUGUCCAGCCAGAUAAUACGGAACUAAAACAAAAACUAAAAGAGAGUAAAUGUGACUCAGGCCAGAGUGGACAAGAAGAGCCAGUCUCUAAAUCCCAUCAGUGUACUCUGGGAUCAUCUUCUAAGUCUAAUGGUGUCAUUGGAAAACAAAACAUCAGGCCAACUAUUUCAGAAAGCUUGAACAAGGAAGAUAAUAUUCAGCCUCUUCACCCUGGGGAGCUAUCAGGAGGGGAAGAGAGUCCCAGGUCCCUGUCAUCAUCUGAUCUGGAAUCAGGAAAUGAAAGUGAGUGGGCCAGAGACUUCACUGCUACCAGAGCCAGCCUUCCCACACUGUCCUCAAGACCAAGAGACCCUCUUGAUAUCCUUACCAGGAUUUUCCCAAGUUAUAGGCGUAGCCGGCUAGAAAGCAUUCUGCGCUUCUGCAAAGGGGAUGUGGUUCAAGCCAUCGAACAGGUCCUAAAUGGGAAAGAACACCAGCCAGACACCAGGGACCUAGCAAACUCAGGAGAAUUGGAAAAUACAGCUUUUCAGAGAGCUUCAAAUUUUAGUUUAGGUGGAAUUGGUUUUGGAACUCUAGGGAAUAAAUCAGCUUUCUCUCCUCUUCAAACUGCUUCUGCUCCUUAUGGAGGUGAUUCAAGUCUCUACAGCUUAAAUCCUAGACUAGGUAUCAAUCCAUUACGGCUGGCAUACUCCUCUCCAGGAAGGGGGCUCUCUGGUUUUAUGUCUCCUUACCUAACUCCGGGGUUGGUACCAGCAUUGCCUUUUCGACCAGCUUUGGAUUAUGCAUUUUCAGGAAUGAUUAGGGAGUCUUCCUACCUUCCCAGCAAAGACUCAGUAACUGGUGGCAGAUUGUAUUCCAGGCCAAAUCAGGACAGUCUGUAA
Molecule: messenger RNA, 1491 nt
Organism: Odobenus rosmarus divergens (Pacific walrus)
Lineage: Eukaryota; Metazoa; Chordata; Mammalia; Carnivora; Odobenidae
Gene: DMRTA1
Product: DMRT-like family A1
Exons: 2
Coding region: 1-1491 (496 amino acids)
Biological process (GO): sex differentiation; regulation of transcription by RNA polymerase II
Cellular component (GO): nucleus
Molecular function (GO): DNA-binding transcription factor activity, RNA polymerase II-specific; protein binding; RNA polymerase II cis-regulatory region sequence-specific DNA binding
Source: RefSeq, a predicted model, not a curated record